UUAGAAACCAUUUUGUCCGAUGAGCCAGGACUGCUGGGUCCAAAGGCUCUGUUUGCUUUUAUGGCUUUAUCCUUAUGCCGGGAUGAGAUUAACUGGCUGGUACGGCAUGCUGAGAAUGUCACGAAGUCUAAGACUCCAGAAGACUACAUAGAUGUCCAUAUAGCUGAGCUGAUGUUUUCUAUGGAGGAGAUCCGGAUGUUAGUCAAAAAACAUGUGCCUAUCAUGCAGAAAUACCAUCUCCAGUAUUUAGCAAAGUUUGAUGCACUGAUCCUCAGUGACAUCAUCCAGAAUCUCACUGUUUGCCCAGAAGAGGAAUCUGUGAUAAUGUCUUCAUUUGUAAGCCAUUUGUCUGCACUGAAUGUAAAACAAGUUGACAACAAAGAAACAUUUGAUUUUAAAGCCCUGAGACUUGACUGGUUCCGGCUCCAGGCAUAUACCAGUGUAGUAGAAAGCUAGCCCCGCUAUCUCUUCGAGACAAUCAAGAUCUUGGGAAAAUUAUGAAUCUGAUCAUGUUUCACACCUGGAUGCUGGACUCUGUAGAAGAUAUGAUUAUUGAGACCUCAGACCUCUCCAUCUUUUGUUUUCAUAUCCGCACAUUUGAAAAGAUGUUCUCGCUAACAAUGGAAGAGCCCUCUGCUUUGCGUUACUCAAUUUCAUUUCCACUGGCCUGCUCUCACUUCUCGAAUUGCACCCACGAGAUGUGCCCAGAGGAGUACCCUCACCUGAGGAACUGCGGCUUGGGGCUCUGUAACAAUUUUCUAGAUGAAAUAAGCAGACAGGCAUCUGGUUGUAUAAUUGACAUCUGUGCAGAGCAAAGUAAUCUCAGCGAAAAGUUGCUUCCAAAGCACUGUGCUGCAUCUAUCAGCAAAGCCAGGAAUAAGAAACUGAAAAGGCCACCCCCUAAGAAAAUGGAGCCGGAGAGAGAAAAACCAGGCACAGAAAGCCAACGUAAAAAUCGCAGCAUGACUACUAACAUGGACAAACUGCACUUGACCCUUAGUGAGUUCUCUAUAGCGCUAAAUCAUGUCAGAAACAUCAUGGGUAUUCGAUCAUUUGGUCACUCCGGCAGAGUACCUAAGUUCCAACUUAGAGACAAGACUUAGUCGGGCCUUGGUACUGAUAGUGAACUGGAAUCCUGCCACACGUCAGGUUCAGCGUCCAUCGGAGGUUUUAAGUGGGAUGAGAUCUUUUCUCAGCACAUUGCAGUCUGUUGCUCAUCUAGUGAAUAUUGAUAUUACACGUACUAUCCGUAGCACGUUACUGCAGCAAACACAAGUGAAUGAUGCUAAUGGAGAGCAGACUAUCACCUCACUUUAUACCAACUGGUACCUGGAGUGUCUUCUGCGUCAAGCCAGUACGGGAUUAAUAGUGUAUUCUCCGACAUUGAAAUGUUUUACU
Staurois parvus is the source of this 1398-nucleotide messenger RNA. The record is from the annotation of a GenBank genome assembly. Lineage: Eukaryota; Metazoa; Chordata; Amphibia; Anura; Ranidae.